AUGAAUAUUAUUUUGGAACAUUCUGAAAAUGGAGUUACGAUUCCUCACAGAACCUAUCUAAAAACUCUUGUUGAGUUUUCUGAUGAGGAUAAUGAGUUGAUUCAACUGAACAUGAAUCUACAGCUCAUUCUGAUUGAUUCUUUGGAUCGUGUCAUGUACAAUAAUGUUGUUAAUUGUACAAGUGCAAAACAGAUAUGGGAUACUUUGCAAAUAAUCAACGAGGGAUCUGAGGAAGUCCGGGAAAACAAGAAGGAAAUUCUUGUGGCUCAAUACUAUGACAACAAAGACUAUGACAAUUUGAUAAACAAUCUGAAUCUGAACGGGAAAUACUAUGACAACAAAGAGGUGAACCUGAAGUUUUUGCUGACGCUCCCUGAGCAUCUGGAACAUAGGAUAACUACCAUCAGAGAGAGCAGAGAUCUGUCAGCGAUUUCACUAGAAAAACUCUAUGGCGUUCUGAACACCUAUGAAUUGGAACAGGUCCAGAUGAAACAGAGAUACAGAUGGGGAAAGACGAUCAACGCGUCUACAUCUAUCAGCAAUUCUACUGCCCUCGUAAUAGAAUCACCUGUUGUGAAAGAUCGGAAGGUUGUUGUACCUUCUAAAUGCACCCAAGAGUGUGUGGUUCCUGAAAUUGGACAUACGUCAACAAGUACGGGUGAUGAUGAAUUCUACUCUAUGGAAGAGCUGGAUCAGCUUGAGGACGAAUUUCUUGCUAUGUUUUCUAGGAAGUUUAGCAACAUGAGAUUCAGGAAGAAUCCCUCCUACAAGUUUAAAUCUUCUGGCAGUAAAUUCCAGAAAGAGGGAUCUUUGUCCAUAACAUCAAAAGGGGCUUACAAGACUGGGAUGGUUAAUCGAAGUAAGUUCAAAUGCUUCAACUGUGAUGAGCCUGGUCACUUUGUAUCAGAGUGCAUGAAGCCCAAUCAGCUGGAAAAGAAGAAAGAAUCCUAUGACGAGCUAAAGCAGAAGUACGAGGCUCUGCUAAAGAAGCAUCAAGGCCAAAGCAGCCAAGGGAAGUCCUAUGUGGCCAAAGGGAAAAGAUGGGAUGACACAGAUAGUGAUAAGGAGGAAGAGCGGGGGAGUGUUGCUCUAAUGGCUUUCAUGGAACCUUCUACACCUCCACAUCGCACUGGCGGAUUUCCGGUAGAUCCUACUUGCCCUAAACUUUUUAUGCAAUUAGGACUUGAACGUAAUGAUGCUCUUAAGAAGCUCAAAGCUCUGACUCUUGAACACAAAGCUUUAAAGCAAGAAGUUCAUGAGUUGAAGUUAAAAGAAAAGCUUGUUCUCACUCCUAAAAUUGAACAAUUGACUAGUGAUUUAUUAACUCAGUCAAACAAGGUUAAAGUGUUAGAAUAUAGGGAGAACAAACUGAAUGAGCAAUUAGCUGAAGAGAAGGUUAGGUGCUGUAAAGCAUAA
This is a messenger RNA of Daucus carota subsp. sativus, 1416 nucleotides long. RefSeq lists its product as uncharacterized. The transcript has a single exon. NCBI's taxonomy places the organism in Eukaryota, Viridiplantae, Streptophyta, Magnoliopsida, Apiales, Apiaceae. Gene Ontology annotation, molecular function: zinc ion binding; nucleic acid binding. The record is from RefSeq and is a predicted model, not a curated record. The coding region runs from base 1 to 1416 and encodes 471 amino acids.